Messenger RNA from Sphaerodactylus townsendi, 4170 nucleotides. Its product is annotated as hexosaminidase D-like. Bases 743 to 2455 code for a protein of 570 amino acids. Gene Ontology annotation, molecular function: hexosaminidase activity. The transcript has 16 exons. Lineage: Eukaryota; Metazoa; Chordata; Lepidosauria; Squamata; Sphaerodactylidae. Gene Ontology annotation, biological process: carbohydrate metabolic process. The record is from RefSeq and is a predicted model, not a curated record.
GAGCAUGCGCAGUGCCUCUCGCGUGCCUCUUCCCCUGUCAUCCUCCCGGUUCUGUUCCGAGUACCCCGUUAUGGGCCCGGCGGGCCUCGCAGGCGGCGCUUUGGGUCGUCGUCCGGCGCCUGCGCGUGGCCGGCUUGGCAGGAGGGGCAGGAGAGCCGCCUUCCCCCCGCGGUAGGGAAGCCCCUUGCAGAGGUGGGGGAAGGGGCCUCACCUGCCGCAGAGGAGCACAGCAGCUUGGUGGCCGAGGUCAGAGAGAGCUUCCUGGGCUGCCUUCUGAGAAGUGACCUGCGGCCUCUUGUCCUUUUGAUCCCUUGAGAUCUGGUGUCGACACAACCAGUUCUCACAGCUUCUGUCUGCAAAGAUGCUGCGUUGAUGGACUUUGAACACAACCCUGGUUUCUGGAUAGAAGUGCAGGCCCACAGCUACCAGGAAGCUCCUGCUGCAAAGCCAAGAAAGCCGCCUUCGCCCUGCCGCAGUUUAUUUCCUUGACGGGGUGGUGAAAAGUGCCGGGUUGGUCUCGGAGAACAGAAGAGCCCUCGGUCUGUAUCUGUGGACGGGAUUUUCACUCUCUUCUGGCCACACGGUGGUUUCUGAGUGGACAGAGGUUGUGGUCGGCCUCUGCAAACAGAGAAAGUUGUUUUUCUCACAGUAGCAGAAACAGGAGGGUCAGCAGGUGAAGCCGCAGCAGGUUCAAGGGACCGAGGGAGGCCAAGGGAGGCCGGCUUCUUCACACACAUCAGAAAUGGUGCUCCAUCGCAACCAGAAGCUGAAUCUGCUGCGGAUUGUGGUGCUGCUGACGGUCGCCCUGGCCGGCCUCAAGUUUUUCUUCCGGGACAGCUUCACACUGGAUCAGCGCAAAGACACUAGCGGGGAGAGCGGCUUCUGGGGCAAAGCCGGGGAGCUCAAGCAGUCUGCCAAGCCCUGGGAUGGGUUGCCGGCGCUCCUGGAGACCAAGGUGGCCGCUGCGGGGCAAGAGAGUCGGAAGCAGCCGGUCUGGGAUUUCAGCACCACCCAAAUGCGGCUGGUGCAUCUUGACCUCAAGGGGGCAGCCCCCAAAGUGUCUUAUUUGGAGCAGGUCUUCCCGCUCUUCUCCAAACUGGGCGCCAACGGGAUCCUCAUUGAAUAUGAGGACAUGUUUCCAUUCAAGGGAGAGCUGGAAGUUUUGAAGUCUCCAUAUGCUUAUAGCGAAGAGGAUGUUGAGAGGAUCCAGAAUCUGGCUGAAAUCAAUAAGCUGGAGGUGAUCCCGCUGGUGCAGACCUUUGGGCACGUGGAGUUCAUCCUGAAGCACGACAAGUACCGGCACUUGCGGGAGGUGGAGCGAUUCCCCAACAGCUUCAACCCCCACGUCCCGGAGACGCUGGCCGUUCUGAAGGCCCUGAUCACCCAGGUGCUGAGCAAGCACAGGCGCUCCAGCUGGGUGCACAUUGGGGCCGAUGAGGUCUUCCACUUAGGGGAGGGGAUGGAUUCCAAGAACUGGCUGAGCCGCAAUGCCGGCGACGUGGGCAAGAUGUUCCUGAACCACAUCCGGGAGGUGGUGGACUUCAUUGCCAGCCAGGACUGGGGGUUCCAGGUGCUCAUGUGGGACGACAUGCUCCGCAAGGUCAGCGUGGCAGCUGUCCAAGACUCCGGUAUCGCCCAGCACGCUUCUCCCAUGUUAUGGUUUUAUGCUCCAAACUUUGAUGCACAACAAAUAGGGAAAUACGUCUCCAAAUACGCCGAGUGUGGCUUCAAGACCAUCUGGUUUGCCAGCGCCUUCAAAGGCACCACCGGCCCUGCUCAGGCCUGGACCCCUCUGCACCAUCACCUCCAGAACCACCUGCAGUGGCUGAGCGUCAUGCGGUCCGUGGCCAAGGCCCCCUCCACGAGGCUCCAGGGCAUCGCGCUGACCGGCUGGCAGAGGUACGACCACUACUCGGCCCUGUGUGAACUUCUUCCUGUUGGCAUCCCGUCCCUGGCUGUGUGUCUGCAGACUCUGGUGAAUGGUGGGUUUAAUGAAGCCGCCAAAAAGAAGGUCUUGGAGAUUCUGGGCUUCCAGAGCCUGCAGCUGGAGAAGAGCACCUGUGUGGGCAGCGGGGCCUUCCCCGGCUUGGAUAUCUAUCGCAUGGUUGAGCAGGUGAACAGCCAGCUGAAAGACUCUGUCCUCAAAGUCCUGGAAGAGGAGAGUUCCAUUAAGGGAUGGUUUAGCCCAUAUCACCGAAAGCACCUGUUCGGCAACCAGCAUGCAACGCAUGCGGAGAGAGCUUACAGGCAAGCAAAGAAAUGCAUCAAGGUCCACGAGGACUGGGAGAACUUCAUCCAAACCCUGCGUUCGCACAUGGAGGCCGUCUACUUCCCAGACACGGUCGAGGAGUGGAUGGAGGAGAACGUCAACCCGCACCUGGACCGGCUGCGUGAGUUCGUCCGCGACUUCAGGGAAGUCAUCCGCCUCAACGCUCGGCCCAAGAAGACCCUCUAGGGGACGCAGCCGGGCUGCAAGGGGCUCGUUGGGAACCGUCCUCUGGGUCGGCUGCUUCGGUGUUCUUUGUUUGACUUGGAAGAUCCUCCUCCAUGGGGAGGGGGGAAGGUUUGUGGCUGCGGGGGAGGGGGUGGGACUUGGAAGUGCACUUUAUUUCUUUUCAUGGAGUCUGUUUCCAUCUUGACAACAAAUGACCGCUAGGCCCAAUCCCAGAAUAAUAGCACUGUAGACCACAAGAGCUGGUGACAAAUUUGGGAGGGGGGAGGGAACCAUCUGGAAGGGCCAGAGGCAACAUACUUUUCUGUAUUUCUGGCUAGGAGAAGGGUAACCCUGAGACUCCCAGUGGCGGACGCCUGGCCUUCAUUUUUCUUCCACCUUUCUUCCAUGCCCAGACCAGGAACUGGUGAGGCCUGACUUAAGUUCCCCAUGGGGGCGUCUUUCCCAGUGGCACCGUGCCGUCCCAUAUGCCAGGAAGGGCUGCCCUCCUGAAGAAGGCGGUAAGCAAGCUGUUCUCUACUGGGGGCCUGCCCUGGGUGCGCAGGUGACGUGGCCUCUCUGGCGGUACAGCCCUCGCCUGAGAGAGCAGAAAGCUUCCUGAGCACCACGAGCAGCAGGUGCUGAGUUUUGAGGGCUGGGAGGUAAGAGGACCCAGGAGAUUCCUUCCCAGCCUCUGCCGCCGCCGCCGCCUCCUAAUGAUGGCUUUCCCCCACGCCACCCCUUUCCUUGUAUUUUUUAAAUUCAUCCAAUCGCUAGAAUGAUGACUUGGGCCUGAGACAAGAGAGAAGGAGAAAGGAUCUUGCAUUUCUCAUUCUUCUGGCCUAGGGCAACCCCCAAGUUUCAGCCUGACCCCUGUGAGAUGCAGCUUUUCUCAGCCACGCAUGUGAAGACGUUGGCCCGGCAACAUUCCUCGUCCCGUGGGGGUGCAGGACUCUCAAGGCAGGAGGGGCCUGUGCUCUUUCUCUCCAGGGAGUCUUUGGCCUCGGCCAGCUGAUCCACAUGGGCAGAGGAAUGGCUUCACCUGGGGGGUGGGAGGGGUGCGUGGCUAGAAUAACGCAAACAGUCCUCGCUAUUGGCUCUCCCAAGACCCCUUUUCUUGGUGAGGCUUCUGGUUCUCUGUGCAGUGGAGAAAACGCCCCGAAGCAGCCAGUGUGGCGGAUCCCUCAGCGCUUGGCUGCCUGCCUGGGCACCUGUGCAGAAUCCAGCAGCACAAUGCUGAUGCAGCAGGACCUCCCCCCCCACCCCGCUUCCCAAGGCCUCCCCCGAGAGGAAUGCUCUCUCUGCUGCUGCAGUCUCCAAAAAGUGCAUGGGGCAGGGAGACUGGGGACUUGCCCUGUGUGACAGCUUGUGCGACUCAAGCCAGCUCUCCCUUCCUGCUUAGGGAAACACACUCCUCUCCUCUUGGCUCACCUGCCCCCUCCCUAAAGAGCAGCCAUCGUGUGUGCCCCCCCCCCCCGCCUUGUGCUGUGGGGGAAGCGGAUGAGUUUCCGGCCAGCCCGCCUCUCUGGCCUCUGCAGCGUUGCUCUGGCUCUGAUGCUGUGAUUGACAGCUGUUGCUGUGCCCACACAGAGGGGCUGUCUGUUGCUUCUGGGCCUCUUUGGUUGGGUACCUCCAAGUUGUGUUGUUUGGGAGCCCUUUUUUCCCCUUCCUGUACAGAACGGAGCGCUUCUGUGAUUGUGGAGAUGAAUAAUAAAAUCAGAAGUAUUUUUCUAAGGAAA